CUGGUGGUCAAUUUUGACCAAUUUUUUAAAUAAAAAUUUAAAAAUAUCCUUAAUAAAAUUUAUGAAUAUAAUUUUUUUUUAAAAAUUUAUUUAAAGGGCAUUUUAGGUAUUUUAAUUUUCAAAUUGAGAAUAUAUGAACGGUAAUAAAAAAAAAAAAAAAAAAAUCAUAAAAAAACUGUUUACUUACGGUGACAGGUAACUAACGGCGUAGUAAUUAUUGUUAAACCUGGGUGUAACACUACUCUACAGGCGCAACUUAGAACAGUGCACUGUAAACCAUUCUUCGACCGCCAUUUUUAAUAUCCAGGUUUUGAAACCACAAAAUCGAACCUGUGCCGCUUCUUUGUUCACCGUUCAAGAUUGAUUAAAACCCUAAUGUUUCCCUUCUUUAUUUCCGUCAGAUUGAAGUAAUUGUAUAUAUUUCCUGAUUGGGUCUUCAUGGGGAGCAUCAAGCACUUGCCAGAGGCCGUGCACAGUUCAGUGCGGUCUGGCAUUAUGCUGUUCGACUUGACGAGGGUAGUGGAAGAGCUGAUUUUUAACAGUCUCGACGCAGGCGCAUCGAAGGUAUCCAUUGCUGUAGCUGUCGGGACUUGCUGCAUUAAAGUAGUGGACAAUGGAUCUGGCAUUACUCGGGAUGGGUUAGUGUUAUUGGGUGAAAAAUACGCAACAUCAAAAUUUGACCAUUUGACUGAUAUGGACGGUGCCACUGGGAGCUUUGGCUUUAGGGGAGAAGCACUGGGCUCCAUUUCUGAUGUUUCUUUGCUGGAAAUUGUUACAAAAGCACACAGGACGCCAAACGGAUAUCGCAAGAUCAUAAAGGGAUGCAAGUGUUUGUAUCUUGGAAUUGAUGACAGUAGACAAGAUGUUGGCACAACAGUCAUUAUUCGUGACUUAUUUUACAAUCAACCAGUUCGGAGGAAGCAUAUGCAAUCAAGCCCAAAGAAGGUCUUGCAGUCAGUGAAAAAAUGUGUACUUAGGAUUGCCCUCGUGCACCCGAAAGUUUCCUUCAAAGUUGUUGAUAUUGAGAGUGAUGAUGAGUUGCUCUGCACAUAUGCUUCCUCCUCUCCUUUGUCACUCUUGACGAGUGGUUUUGGAUUUGAGGUUUCCAGUUCUCUGCAUGAGUUGGAUGUCUCUCAUGGUGACUUUAAGCUUUCUGGAUACGUCUCUGGUCCUUUUGAUACUUCCUCUGCGAAGGCCUUUCACUAUGUCUACAUCAAUUCACGAUAUAUUUGCAAAGGGCCUAUACAUAAACUGUUGAAUCAGUUGGCAACAAGGUUCAACUGUUUGGAUUUGUGGAAGGCCAACACUACAUCUCAAAAUGGGAAGCAAAAUAGGUCUCAAACAUAUGCGGCCUACAUUUUAAACUUAAGAUGCCCACGUUCUUGCUAUGAUUUAACAUUUGAACCAUCGAAGACAUCUGUUGUAUUCAAGGAUUGGAUUCCCAUACUUACUUUUGUAGAGAAAACCAUCUCAGUGUUUUGGAGUGAAAAUACAACUUAUGGAGAAUCCCACGGUCAUGGUUGUGAAAAAUCAGGAAAAGGAAAUAUUUGGGUAGAAGGUGAGAAUAUGGUAUCAGCAGAAGAGGGAGACUCCCACGGUGAUGGUAGUGACAAAUCAGGAAAAGGAAAUAUGUGGAAAGAAGGUGACAAUAUGGUAUCAGCAGAAGAAGCAAACUAUGAAAUUGCAAAGAAGUGGGGCAAGAUCCAAAAUCAUCAGGCUUCUUUUGGCCUUCCCUCCCCACUCCUGGGGAUAAUAGCUGAAGAGAGUGACCACAAAUGUCACGGGAAGGACAGCAUAUUUUGGAAGUCUCACCAAAAUGUCACAGAAUUUGAAGAGCAUCAAACUGGGGUAAGAUUUGUCGAUCAAACUGACCAGCCAUUCCAGUCAUUUGAUGGAUCUCUUGCCCAAUGCAGAGUGACAGAAAACAGUGACAGCCUGUGGGCAGAUGAUAAUAUUUUCUUUGCAAAAGACAAUUCUUUGAGGAAUAAGUUCUUUGUUACGGAAAAGUCCAAUGAACUUGCUGACAAUAUUAUAGGUUCGAGAUGGGAGGAUGCUUGUCUUAAUGUUGGUGCUAACAUGAGCAAUGGAUUUCCACAGAGUGCAUUAUCUUGUGACUAUUGUUAUGAUGUAGACGAGGUCGGCAAUGAUCUUAAAAAACCCUUUCUGCAGAGUUGCUCCUCAAGGAGAAGACUGCCACUUGAUGGGGCCUCAUUUUCUAGUGAUGGAGAAUUUGAGUUCCAGACUGAUAGCUUCAGAGCCAAACGGAAGCGGUUCAACUCUGAUGAUAGUGUUGAUGUUAGAGAGGUUGAUGAUGGUUACCAGGACUUAGAUUUCUGUUCAGGGACUCUAUGGCAGGAGGAGGCAGCAAGUGGUUGGUCCUCUCCCAAACUAUCAACUAAAUGCGAGAUGCAUACGGGUUUGGAAAAAGGAUUUCCACAGAGUGCAUUAUCUUGUGAUUGUUUUUAUGAUGUAGACGAGGUCAGCAAUGAUCUUAAAAAACCCUUUCUGCAGAGUUGCUCCUCAAGGAGAAAACUUCCACCAGAGGGGGCCUCAUUUUUGAGUGAUGGAAGAUUUGAGUUCCAGACUGAUGGCUUCAGAACGAAACGGAAUCGGUUCAACUCUGAUGACAGUGUUGAUGUUAGAGAGGAUGAUGAUGGUUACCAGGACUUAGAUUUCUGUUCAGGGACUCUAUGGCAGGAGGAGGCAGCAAGUGGUUGGUCCUCUCCCAAACUUAUAACUAAAUGUGACAUGCAUUCGGGUUCGGAAAAAGCCAAACUGGUAAGUAAACGUGACAUGCAUACGAGUUUGGACUUUUUGUCAAGAGAUUCAGAAAAGUCCUUUCCAAUUGGUGGAGAGUGUCUUGCCGAAGAGAAUGACCUUCCACCUGACUCAGUCACUCAAACUAGAAAAUUUGGUUCAAGUCAUUGGUCUUCUGAUUCUGAAUGGUCCUCUCCCUUACUUAGGACUAAAUCUUGUGAUGUGGAACAUUUCAUGUUCAAGAAUACACUUAGAAGGCCCAUUAUACGUGAUGACAACUCUAUAUAUAACUACUGGGCAGACAGAGAAGGGAAGGACUGCAUGUAUAUUUAUGAUACCAUGCGGAAUUGCUCAAGGCGAGAAUAUUGGUCUGCGUCAAAUUGUACAGACAUUUUGUCGGAUAUCAAGAAUUUUACUGGUUCCAAGGAAGAUAUUUGUAGAUCUCUCCAAGGGUAUAGUUUGGAUGAUGUGUUUUCCCCCAAGUGUUCUGAUAUGUUUGCUAAUGAAACAGAGUGGUUAUGUUUAGACUCCCAUGGCAACGAUGGUGCUAACACUUAUGCAGUACCAUCAGGCCACAUUCCUUCAUCAGUUUACCUAGACAAGGUUGAAAACCAAAGGGAUCAUGUUGUAUGCAAAGAAGAGAAAUAUGUUCGUAAAAGAAGGACAAGAAGAAGCCAUUCAGCUCCUCCAUUUUACAGAGGCAAGGCAAAAUUCUUUGCCUUAAACAAUCAUUUAACUAUGGAAGCAGGAGAACCAAAUAGCCCGACCAUCCUUGAUGCCUCUACUUCACGAGAAACUAGUGAGUUGAAGCGUUCACAACUAUCAUCUGUUGUAAGCCAUCUACAUUCUAAGCCAAGUUAUGUGGAAGAUUUAUCAUUCUUUAACAGACCACAUAGAAAAGAAACACCAGAUGUGAUUGAGAUUCCAAAACGUGAAAUGCAAAAGAAGUCCCAAGGUCUUGACAUUUACAAUAAGGAUUCAGCUCAAGACACUACGGCAAAGGAGUUUCAGGAUUCAUUGGAUUCUGGGCUAAAAUGGCGAAACAGCUGUCCACGCACUGCAAAGGGAGACAGAUCACAUAACCUUCACAACCAGGAUUCUAUACUUGACAUCUUUUCUGGGCUCUUGCACCUUUCUGGUGACUCAUUAGUUCCUGAAUCUAUCAACAAGAAUUGUCUGGAGGAGGCCAAAGUUCUGCAACAGGUGGAUAAGAAAUUCAUUCCAAUUGUGGCUGGCGAAGUACUAGCUAUUAUCGACCAGCAUGCCGCAGACGAAAGGAUCCGACUGGAAGAACUGCGUCAGAAGGUGCUAUCUGGAGAAAUGAAGGCAAUUACAUAUUUGGAUGCGGAACAAGAAUUGGUCCUGCCUGAGAUUGGGUAUCAAUUACUGCACAAUUAUGCCGAGCAAGUUCAAAAUUGGGGUUGGAUCUGCAACAUUCAUGCUCAUGAUUCAAAGUCCUUCAAGAAGAAUUUGAACCUUCUACACAGGCAGCCAUCUGUUGUCACACUCCUGGCGGUUCCAUGUAUAUUGGGAGUCAAUUUAAGUGAAAUAGAUCUUCUAGAAUAUCUUCAACAGCUAGCCGAUACUGAUGGAUCAUCAACAAUACCCCCAUCUGUUCUUCGGGUCCUUAGUUUCAAAGCAUGCAGAGGUGCAAUCAUGUUUGGGGACACGUUGCUACCUUCGGAAUGUUCUCUCCUUGUUGAAGAGCUGAAGCUGACCUCGUUGUGUUUCCAAUGUGCUCAUGGGCGACCAACAACUGUUCCUCUUGUCAAUUUGAGGGCAUUGCAUGAGCAGAUAACUAAGCUUGGAUUUGAGAAUGGUGAUUCGGAUGAGUUGUGGCAUGGGUUACGUCGACAUAAACUCAGUGUAGAACGUGCGGCACAACGUUUAAGCUCUUCUGGAGACCAGUGUUGAAUAGUAGCCAUCCAGGAUCUCUGUGGUAUCCAUGUAUAGUUGUAUUUUUAACAGAUAUUUUCACUGUAGAGUCAUUCUUUAGAUUCCAUUCUUAUCAAGUCCAAGAAAAAAGGAACAAAAUAAUAAUAAUAAAAAUUCCUCGUGCAUAAUUCCCGCUCAGUACCAUUUAUAUGUUGGCUCUCCGUCUUGGCCAGUAUACAAAGCAACAUCAGCAAUGUGACAGUUUGUAAUGACUUUUUUCUUUUGUACAUAUUCAUUUUUAUCGAUGGUGAAGAAAAUCUGUUUAGAGGGUAUCACUAUGACUGUAGGUUCAAGUGUUCAACUAUGGUGAAUUUUAACUAAAUAAUGGUCUGUGGCUCGAA
Cornus florida is the source of this 5033-nucleotide messenger RNA. RefSeq names its product DNA mismatch repair protein MLH3. Gene Ontology annotation, cellular component: mismatch repair complex. The transcript is spliced from 27 exons. NCBI's taxonomy places the organism in Eukaryota, Viridiplantae, Streptophyta, Magnoliopsida, Cornales, Cornaceae. The record is from RefSeq and is a predicted model, not a curated record. The coding region runs from base 439 to 4671 and encodes 1410 amino acids. Gene Ontology annotation, molecular function: ATP hydrolysis activity; ATP-dependent DNA damage sensor activity; ATP binding. Gene Ontology annotation, biological process: mismatch repair.